GACUUUCAGCUAAAACAAUUUACUUGUUAUCAUCAGUGUAGAGGUUGGAGCAUGCCUGAACCUGUUUCUGUUUCAGUCUUUACCUGAGGGGGAAGCAUAGAUGGUUCUUACUCUAAAUUCUCUUCAGUUUUUUGCCGGAUCUGAACUAGAAAGUGAUUAGGAGGGUUUCAAGAACCUCAGCAUGGAUUUAUCAACAGACUGCAGCUUCUUCACUGCCAAAAUGACAUCAUUUUCCACCUCUGCCCAGUGUUCAACAUCUAACAGUGCUUGUAGGAUCUCUUCAGAGCAAAUCAAUCAGGUACGACCAAAACUGCCACUUCUGAAGAUUUUGCAGGCAGCAGGUGCACAAGGUGAAAUGUUCACUGUUAAAGAGGUUAUGCACUAUCUAGGCCAGUAUAUAAUGGUGAAGCAGCUUUAUGAUCAGCAGGAGCAGCAUAUGGUAUAUUGUGGUGGAGAUCUUUUAGGAGAACUACUAGGACGUCAGAGCUUCUCUGUGAAAGAUCCAAGCCCUCUCUAUGAUAUGCUAAGAAAGAAUCUUGUCACUUUAGCCACUGCUUCUACAGAAAUGGAUCAUUUGUUCUGUAGAAUUUCCCACAUUCUAGAGUUUGUAGAUUGUAUCCUUGUGAUGUUGUUUAAUGUGUUUCUCUACCUCUUCUAUUUUGGGGAAACUAAUAGUGCUUAAAUAAAUUCAAGUUUAAAUUUUUUGCCAAGAAGGUUUCUUAGGUGGUGCUUUGUACAUCUGUUGCAUCACAUCAGAGUCAUGUAAGAUCUGCCCGUGCCUAUUUAAUGAUGUUAAGAUUCUGUGGGCUCAGGUGGUGUCACCUUGAUCCAUCUGUUAGAAAGGUCCCCCAAGAACCUUUCACCUAAUGGUUUUAGCUUUCUAUUAUUUGAAUGCCAAUUUGUCUAAGCCUUUGCUUGAUUCCAUACCUUUUAAAUACUGCCUUUUGAGUUUAUUAGAUCUGUACAGGAAACUGGCUGAUUUGCGGUGUGAAGUGUGGUGUGUUAGAGAUAAGUGAAUAAACUGGAUACAAGUGAAAUGUAACCCUAUCUCUCACUCGUUUCCAAAUAAUGAAACUUUGUUCUUUGUCCAUUCCUACAUGAAGCCCUUUUGUGAGCUUCAAAUUAGAUUUUUGGUAACACUGUCCCUUAAAGAAAACCCAAGUUUGUAAUAUCUUUAGAUUGGGUGACUUUCAUUAGUUUACUGAAACAAAUAGCUUGGAAAAAAUCCAUUCCUAAUAAAAAUUUAUGCUUUACAGUAACAGCAAAGACUUUGCUUUCAUACUGAAAUGUGAUUUUGUAUUUAGAUUGAAUUUUGAAGUCUGUUGGUUUCAUGGAGCCAUUUGCCCACUUCACUCAGUUGUACAUUUCUGUUUGAGAGAGAAGGCCUUGCAAAUGAUACAGUGCUUUAUUGAAAUUCAGUCACUUGUGAAAUAGUAUGGCUUUCCUGGGAUGGUCACUAAAGGCUUGAGAUAUACAGAGGAUUUUAUAUUUGCUGAUCUACACUUCCAGUAAAAUUUGUUUUCUGAUUGGUCUGUUUUCUGAAUAUCUAGAGUAGGUAUAAUUCUCAUUUUUUCUUGCUCUCAUUUUCAUCCUUGCACUUCCUCUGUAGAAUUUAACAUGUCAUAUAUUAAAAUGAACAUUUCCGUGACAAACAUUUCAGUUGAUCCUCACAACAACCUUGUGAGGAAGGUCUGGAGGUGAAGAAACUGAGGUUUUUUUAAUAGAAUGAGUGAUUUGUCCAAGAUUACAUGCCACUGAUAAGUGGCAGAGCAGAUAUUUCUGACCAGCCAGUCCUUGCUCUUUUCAUUGUGCCACACUUGCUAUCUCCUUGACCCUUGUUUGUAACAGAAUUUACAAAUUAAUUUUUUUUUUUAAUAAUUUUUAUUUAUUUAUUUAUUUUUCCCCAAAGCCCCAGUAGAUAGUUGUAUGUCAUAGCUGCACAUCCUUCUAGUUGCUGUAUGUGGGACGCGGCCUCAGCAAGGCCGGAGAAGCAGUGCGUCGGUGCGCGCCUGGGAUCUGAACCCGGGCCGCCAGCAGCGGAGUGUGCGCACUUAACCGCUAAGCCACGGGGCCGGCCCACAAAUUAAUUUUUUUAACAUAUUUUUUUUUCUGAACAUUAAAUCUUUAAAGCAUUUUGUUUGUUCUUUAACUUGUCACUUUGAGGUACUUUCACUUAGGAAAAAGUUGCACAAAUAUUAAAAAGAGUACCAUAUAUGGGGCUGGCCUGGUGGUGUAGUGGUUAAGUUCCUGUGCUCCACUUUGGCGACCUGGGGUUUGCAGGUUCAGAUCUGGGCGCAGACCUACACACCGCUGAUCAAGCCAUGCUGUGGUGGUGUCCCGCAUAAAAAAUAGAGGAAGAUUGGCACAGAUGUCAGCUCAGGGACAAUCUUCUUCAAGCCAAAAAGAGGAAGAUUGGCAACUGAUGUUAGCUCAGGGCCACUCUUCCUCACUAAAAAAAAAAAAAGAGUUGCAUAUACUCUUUACCCAGAUUCCCCAAAUAGUAACAUCUUAUAGAACCAUAGUACAAUGAUCAAAACCAGGAAAUUGCCCUAAAGUAAUUUUGAUUGAUGGUCUGCUCUGACUUGCACUGUGCUUGUGGUUGCCAUCUCUGUUGAUCUUCACAAAUUGGGUGGCAGGUGUUUUAUUUGAAUGGACAGAUGAGAAAAGUGUUUCCCAUAUCACCUAUUUAUACCUUUGCAAAUGAGUUAAACCUUUUAUUUUGAUGAUUGAAGAAAAUGCCAUUAGUUAAAGUGAAGGUGGUUCUUGAUAAAUCAUUUCUCCACAUUUCCACAUGUAUACUAAUAAAAUGAAAUAUAUAUGACAAACUUUGUAUUGAUUUUAAAAUUCCUUUGUACAUUGUAGUUUUCCCAGAUAAUUUCUUUUUGCUUCUAAUUGUUUUAACCUAAGUAAGGCAGUAAGGCUUUAGAACUAUAAAUGACAGUAAUCAAAUUGCUUUAUUAAAAAAAUGCUUCAUCUGCAGUGUAUGUUAAUCGAUCUUUCAAGACCGCUGUGGUCAAACAGUGCUUUCUCUUAAACUUCUCAGUACCUCCGUUUAUCUAUAAAAAUGCUUCUAGAAAUAACGCUCUUUACAAUUACAGUUUUGAAAAUGUUCCCUUUGUGCAAAACAACUGAUUGUCAGAUCAGUUGUAAGAUCUGUAUUCUUUCCCUGGCAGUCUUUCUUAGAUGAGGAUGACGUUUUCUGUGUCUUAUCUCUGGACUUGAUAGUAACUGAUGAACCCAAUCCACGAUAGACUUUUUUGGGAACAUCUCAGUUACUUAUAGCCUCAUAUAAUGACUGGUCCAGGUUAUUAAAUUCUCUGCAACUUGUUCUUUUCCCUUAGCUAGAUUUUCAUCUUCUGUUCUGCUUUAAAAAUUUCCAUGUCCUUGAAAUACAUUUCUCUCAGACUAUCUAAGAAUUUCUCUUAGGUUGUUGUUUUCUUUGCUUCUUUUUAUUGGCCGUUGAGAAAAACUUUAUUUGCUUCCUCUUCCUUCUUAGGAAAUGUUUAUAGUAACUGGGAAAAAUAAGACUUGUUGAUUAAAAAAACUAAUCUAUGUUCAGGUGAUGGGAAUUUAAACCGUGAAAUCAUCAUUGACACUUAGAAUGUAAGUUCACAUGAAGAUGCUAUUGUGUUAUGAAGCAAGUGGGGAAAAUUUCAGAUUUUCAGAUCUCAUAACCCUGUAUAACUUGAAAAUAAAAAUUAAAUUAAAAAGCCGAACAUUUUUUUGUGGUCGUUUACAAGUUAGGCAAAUUUGGUAAUAACCACCUAUUGGAAGAGAUGAUAAAAAUACUCUCCAUUAUUCCCUGCUUGGAAUCACUUUUUUUCCUUUGUGAGGAAGAUCAGCCCUGAGCUAACAUCCACGCCAAUCCUCCUCUUUUUGCUGAGGAAGACUGGCCCUGGGCUAACAUCUGUACCCAUCUUCCUCCACUUUAUAUGGGGCGCUGCCACAGCAUGGCCUAACAAGCGAUGCAUCGGUGCACGCCCGGGAUCCGAACCUGGACCGCCAGCAGCAGAACGCACAUACUUAACCGCUACGCCAUGGGGCCGGCCCCUGGAAUCACUGUUUAUAUUAAAAUUUGAAAACUUGCUAUGGAAGAACAUCUUUUUAGUCAUUUUUUGUUUCCCCUAGAUUAUAUUUUGGUAAAAAUAAUUUGAAUAUAGCCGGUCUUGGUCAUUGCCAUUUUUAUCAGUUUUGAUUAUAUCCUUUCCUUUUGGAUGAGAGCCUUAUCCAGCCAACAUGGAGAAGUACAUCUCUAGGGACCAAACCUGUCUCCAGAGUUGUUUGCUGAGGUCCUUUUUGUGUGGAAAGAAUGGUUAUUACCAGGGAAGGUUUUCCUUUUGUUUUACUUGCUAUCCAGAUGCCGCUCAGACUCUCGCUCUCGCACAGGAUCACAGUAUGGAUAUUCCAAGUCAAGACCAACUGAAG
Messenger RNA from Diceros bicornis minor, 4425 nucleotides. RefSeq names its product MDM4 regulator of p53 (gene MDM4). Gene Ontology annotation, biological process: regulation of cell cycle; negative regulation of apoptotic process; protein ubiquitination. Gene Ontology annotation, molecular function: ubiquitin protein ligase activity. NCBI's taxonomy places the organism in Eukaryota, Metazoa, Chordata, Mammalia, Perissodactyla, Rhinocerotidae. The record is from RefSeq and is a predicted model, not a curated record. Gene Ontology annotation, cellular component: nucleus. The transcript is spliced from 6 exons. The coding region runs from base 182 to 682 and encodes 166 amino acids.